Molecule: messenger RNA, 2872 nt
Organism: Tribolium castaneum (red flour beetle)
Lineage: Eukaryota; Metazoa; Arthropoda; Insecta; Coleoptera; Tenebrionidae
Exons: 4
Coding region: 632-1741 (369 amino acids)
Biological process (GO): sensory perception of taste; chemosensory behavior; male courtship behavior
Cellular component (GO): axon; membrane; neuronal cell body
Source: RefSeq, a predicted model, not a curated record
GUUCCCAAAGCUUUUAUAAAUUUUAAAAUUUUAAAUUGUAACCAAAAGUAUUCUUCUCUGAUAGAAAAAAAAUUAUUUUUUACUUUUCAGUGAUUUUUUUUUUUAUUGAAAAAGUCCUUUAGUAACAUAGACUUCCUACAUAAGUAACCUUAAACAGAAAAUAGAAAAGUUUUCGAUCGGUUUUAAUUCUUUAUUCUUAUUUGAUUGAAAAUCGUCCAUUAGACGUAAUUGUGAUUACAUUUGACAUUUUCUUCUUCAAUUAAAUAAUGUGUACGUACUUCCAUCAAUCAAUCUCUACCCGAAAAACCAGUCUGAAACCUAGCCAACCCCGGCUGGUUCUAAAUACGGGUAUUUAAAUCGAAAAGGUGAUGAGAUCAACAUUUUAAGUCACGUGUAACGUGUUUUAUUUACAAUUUCCAUUUAUGGUUUUAAACGAUGCGAAAAAUGUAGUCUUGUAAUUAAUUGCUGCAUCAAUGAAAAUUAAUCGUUUGCGAAAGCGUUCUAGUGUAAAAUUAAUAAAAUUAAUCAGAAUGCAACAUUGUAAUUUUUCCCAUUCGAUGUUAUCGUUCCUUCUAAGUCAUUUGGAUUAUCUCGUGCAAUUAAUCUCGUACAAUUUCAGUCCAGUACAAUUAUGACAGUCAGGAGCGUCUACAACGUUAUAGACCUGCUGUAUUACAUUUUGAAAAUGUACGGUUUAGCACCUUAUACCAGACGAAAAAACCAGGGGGGUUCUUAUGUUUAUGUACAGUGUAAACCUUCAAGAAAAUAUCUUUUUUCCAUUUUGGGCUUUGUUGUUUCGUUACUUGGACUGGGAAUGGUGAUAUUUCAAGUAAACCAAGAACAGGAAAUGGACACUUUGGAAAAGACUCUUUACGUUGGUAUUAUUGUCCAACUCGUGUUCAAUUCGGCUAUCAUUAGAGUCACUUUUGCUCGCAAAAUCGGCCAAUUUUUCGAAACACUGGAAAUUUUAAACCUCAUAGAUAAAACCCUCUCGCAAAUCGGCGUCCAAAUCUCGUACAAAUUUAUUCAAAAAUUUAGUUCAGUUUUUGUUGCAAUUUACAUCUUGCACCCUAUUUUUACGUGUGUUCACAUCUAUGACCAAAGGGAUACAUUAUUAACAUUCGGGGAGUAUUUCGGUUUUGGGGUCCCUUUGCUCACGUUUCAGAUUUCCUUGAUUAUAUUUCUAAUAUACAGUGUGACACUUUGGAACAGAUUCGCUCUAAUUAAUCAACAAAUAAGCCAAUUGAAUUCGCAUAAUUUUACCAAAAUUUUUGUCAAACGCAGAAUUGUGCUAUUUUCCGACUUACACCAACGUCUUUGCAAAGCUACGCUAUUUCUGACUGAGUGUCUUUCGCCCGGUUUGCUCACCAUGUACUUACAAUUUUUACAAAUGUUCACAAUUCUAAUGCUAAUUGUGUUAAAUGUGGGUCUACCAAGCUACAAAGCGGACGCCAUGACUUGGACGUUGCUAAUUACCGGUGAAAAUUUAGCAAUGGCCAUCAUAAUCGAAUUAAUAAUUUACGAGUCGGAAAAAACGUUUCGUGUCCUCAUCGACUUGGAAAAUUAUCACAGGGACCGAAACACCGAACUGAAAGUAAACACUUUUCUCUUGCAAAUGUUGCAUCAAAAAAUUAGUUUCACGUUGGGAGGAUUGUUCGAGUUUAAUUUAAAUAAACUGCUCCAGAGUGUGGGAACUGUUACAAAUUUCGUAAUGUUUGUUUUGCAAAUUAAACACAAUUAAAAGGUCGUUUGGUGUUUAAUCUGCCGCUGAAUCGACGUAGAGAAAAAAUCAAACAGUGGCUAAAAAUUAAAAAAAGAGGAAAAACAAGUUGUUUUUUAUUUGAAAUAAUUCAUCGCUUCCCAGGAGAGAGUCCGAAUGGGUAGCUGAUUGAGGUGGUGCAUAUUUCUCCUGAUUGUUUCCUCGGGCUCUUGUGUUAAUUGCGAAUUGAGCCGGUUCCCGUCAGUUCGUAAUUUAUUUGCCGGAAGAGCACGUUCCCGGACCGCAUUUUUGUUGCCCACCUUAAGAAAGAUAUACCACAUCGAAAUUAUAAAGAUAUUUGCUUUAUGGAAGGCACAAUAUAACAGGAUUAGUCGAGUGUUGCUCGUAAAUCCGGCUUAGUGCAUUACGAUUUGAUUUCCCGUUGCACUCCUUAGCGAAAUUCGCAUUUUUCCUUUUGGCGUCUCCCUAACACCGUUCUCUAAUUGUCCACAACUCAUGCGAGUUCGUUGUCCUUUUCGCUAAUAUUUUCAACCGAAGAAAAAGCGCACAGGUGUGGAUCAUAAACAUCAUGCAACUGGUGGUGGAUAAUUAACGAGGGGUUCGGUAAUUGCGACUGGUUUGAUAAACACAUCCAGGUGAUUUUACGCACCGCCCGACGUCACAUCACACGAGAAUUGAUGGUGUUGCUGACAACUUCUAAAUUAAAUGAAUGCGGAUCGUUCGUCUUGUUAUGCAAACCAAUGACUCGAGCAUUUCGCUAAUUACGCACUCGGGGCCAAAUAUGCUCGGAAUUAAUAGCCAAUGAGAUAAAUCUCUGAACUCGGCGGCUCCAAAAUUUUGCACGGAAUAUUGUCCAUCCACGUCUGUCAUUUUCGGAUGGAUUGACCGAUCAGUCGCUCUCGAUAAAAUCAUGAAUGCAUAAACGCCCGGCAAUUCGCUCCGGAGCCAAAUUCGGGCACGACCCUUCCUUAUAUAGCCACCGCGGCGAAUCGCCGAUUUGCAUUCUGUCCCAAAACUCCUUACAUUUUAAUUGUAUCGAAUCGUGUCGGCAUGUCAGCACGAAUCGCUAAAUGGGCGUAACCGUGAUAAAUGAUCCCGCUUUCCGAAAUUUUGACUUUUUGCAACAUUAAAGUGAAUGUCUACAGGAACUUA